Messenger RNA from Pocillopora verrucosa, 2067 nucleotides. RefSeq names its product caspase-8-like. Gene Ontology annotation, molecular function: cysteine-type endopeptidase activity; protein binding. Gene Ontology annotation, biological process: proteolysis; regulation of apoptotic process. The record is from RefSeq and is a predicted model, not a curated record. Lineage: Eukaryota; Metazoa; Cnidaria; Anthozoa; Scleractinia; Pocilloporidae.
AAAGGUCAAAAUGGCCUCUGUUAUUGGAGAGACGAUGUUUGAAUGUUAGCAGUAAUUUCGAAACAUAUCUGCUCCUGAACGAGAUGAAUAGCUUCUCGGAGACUAACCGUAUCCUGUAUAAGAUUUCUAACGAGAUGAGAGAUCGGGAUCUUCAAAAUAUAAAGCACUUGUGCCACGGACGGAUACCUUUGGGCGACCUCGAAAAAUCGAAGAGUCCAAGCAUCUUGUUCCAGAUCAUGCUUCAGAGACGAAUGAUAAGUCCGGGUAAUUUGAGUCAUUUAGAGCGCUUGUUGACUCAGAUUGGUAGAGCAGAUCUAGCUGGUAAGAUUCAAACGAAUGGUAACGACACCACGAUGGAAACAGAGAGCGCCGUGUCUAGCAAUCCAAUCGACAAGAGUUAUAAAGCUUUCCUGAUGAAACUUAGUGAUGAAUUAACGAGAGAUAACGUCGACUCGUUGAAGUUUGUUUCUGAUUUACCGGAUGGCAUUGAUGAAAAUGUGCAGAAUGGAAAAGACCUCUUCAAGUAUAUGAUUCAAUGUGGCAGUAUUGGACCUUGUAAUUUGGACCACCUAGCUGACAUGCUACAGGAAAUACAUCGCAGAGACUUAGCAGAGAGAGUCAGAAAAUUCCAAUCAGAUAGAGGUGUAAGUUCCAGUGCGGCCAAAAUUGACCGGCCAGCUCAAUCACCAAUCAAUGACCAACGCCCAUUUGCAUCAACUCAAGCCCCACCACUCAGACCUUUAGUUACUGGGAAGCAGCCAAUAGUGCACCAGAUGGGUGAGCCAAGACCACCAAGUGUACCUUUACUUUCUCCUGCACAUUUCAUGGGUGGGCGGGAUGGAGGUCCAGACAACAUUGAACCACGAUUCCCUGUCCAGGCACUGGCUAAUCCAGCAGAAAUCGUUGCUCCCAUGCGGCAACUAGGGGUUGACGAGGAAGAUGCAAUGCCUUCCUAUCCCAUGAGAAACCGGCCACGUGGUAUUGCACUGAUUAUAAGUAAUGAACACUUCCAGGGAAACCCUGAUUUGAGAGACCGCCAAGGAAAUCAAAAGGAUGUGGAUCAGCUCCGUGAACUAUGGGAAUUCUUGCAUUUUGAAGUAAUUGUCAGAGCAGAGCUGCAGUCACAUGAAAUGUAUGAUUGUAUGAGAGGGAUCUCAACAAUGGAUCACUCAAACUUUGACUGCUUUGUUUGCUGCUUGCUUAGCCAUGGAGCCAAUGGAGCGAUCUAUGGCACAAAUAGUGAAUUGCUGGAGAUAAAUACCAUUACAUCCAUGUUCAAAGGCGUGGCCUGCCCAUCACUUGCUAACAAACCCAAAUUGUUCUUCAUCCAAGCUUGCAGGGGGGAAGCGUUUGAUCGAGGAGCUUGGAUUGAAGCUGAUGCAGUAGAAAGCAAUCCUGAAGAUGCCAUGAGGAAUAAUGCAGAGCCAAAUGAAAGCCAUUUUCUCUUGGGUUAUGCCACCCCUCCAGGUUAUGUCAGCUGGAGAAGUCAAAUCCAUGGCUCCUGGUAUGUUUCCAAGCUUUGUGAAGUGUUCCGAAAGUAUUGUGAGAGAUAUGAUGUGACGACCAUGAUGGUGAAGGUUAAUGAUGAAGUGUCAGAUGCAUUCACCAAAAGGGGUUACAAACAGUGCCCAGCUCCUGUUGUCACACUCAGGAAGAGAAUCUACUUAAACAAAAACUGAUUGGUAAAGUCUUUGUUCAAAAAUUACCCCUUAAACCCUUUCACUCCAAUGAGUGAUGAGGAGAGAAUUUCUCCUUACAAUAUCAAAACAAUUUCAAAUAGACUAGUGAUGAGAAUAAAGAAAAAUAUUAGCUAAGGUAAUAUUAGUUGAUCCAAUACCGAAUUCUCCAAACUGAGAUCUUAAAAAUUGUAUGGUCGUAUGUAAGGAGAAUUACUAAUGAGAUCUCAGGGGUGAAAGGGUUAAGUGAGCAAGGAAAGGAGGUAGAAACUGCAUGUCAAAUGCAGUAUUUUCUGUGCCUUUAGUCAGUAAACAAGUCCCAUGUCCAUUUUCAGGCAAUUAUUGGUAGUAUUCCAUGGUAACUUGAGUUAGGUGGUACAAGCGUGAUUGU